CUUCUCCCGCCCCUUCUUAUGUCGCUGCUGCCUCAGAGCGCGCCAGGAGCCAGGAGACUACAGGGGACCGGAGACGUUGGGCACCAUUGAAUAAAAGUUCAGCAAGUCUUCAAUAAAAAUGGCUACCAAUAAAUCAACAUUGCAUAAAAUGGGAAAGAAACAGAAUGGCAAAGGUAAAAAAGUUGAAGAAGCAGAACCUGAAGAAUUUGUUGUGGAAAAAGUCUUGGACCGGCGUGUAGUUAACGGCAAAGUGGAAUACUUCUUAAAAUGGAAGGGAUUUACUGAUGCUGAUAACACAUGGGAGCCUGAAGAAAAUUUGGAUUGUCCAGAGUUAAUAGAAGCUUUUCUGAAUUCUCAGAAAGCUGGUAAAGAAAAAACAGAAGGUACCAAAAGGAAAUCCCUUUCAGAUAGUGAAUCUGAGGACAGCAAAUCAAAGAAAAAGAGGGAUUCUGUUGAUAAACCCAGGGGAUUUGCACGAGGUCUUGAUCCUGAGCGAAUAAUUGGAGCCACAGAUAGCAGUGGAGAACUUAUGUUCCUUAUGAAAUGGAAAGACUCAGAUGAAGCUGACCUGGUAUUAGCUAAGGAAGCUAAUGUGAAAUGUCCUCAGAUUGUAAUUGCUUUUUAUGAAGAACGAUUAACUUGGCAUUCUUGCCCAGAGGAUGAAGCACAAUAAUUGUUUGGAUUUUAUUUUUUCCUUCCCCCUUUUUCUUAAUAUAUGUAUGAUAUUUGACUUAAUACAUGUGGAAAACUUAAAUCCUAUUGAGAUAAGUUUGGUUACUUUUAAUAUGUUUUGCAUAAGGAAGAAAGCAAAAGUGCUAUUCACUUUGUCUAUUACAAGAAAACAUUUGAUACUGCCUUCUGCAUAUUACAUCAAAUGUUUUAUAAAAUUUGGUAGUUAAUAGUGAUCCUUAAUGGCAACUUAUUCAGAUUUACAAGUGUUUUGUAAGCUCUCUAUACAAAAAAAUGUGCAUGCAUUUUUCCCGUCAUAUAGUCUGUAAAACCAUUUUAUUUAGUAUUUGUGGCAAAUUGGUUCAAAGGGGACCAAGUGAAAAUUUUGUUUUUAGUUUGAAAGUGCAUAUUGUAUUUUAUUGUAUAUACUGCUGAACAGCUAUCAAUAAAAUAGUUUCAUAUUCUUGUGCUUUCUUUACCAAACUACAGGAAGUUAAGAGGUUUUGAAAGCCAUUUUGGUUUGGAAAAUAUCCAAUAAAGGAUAGAGACAGUUUUGCUUUUUUGCAAAACAAAAAAACACCUUGUUUUUAUAGGCAGUUAACAUGAAAUUUAUAGUUUUCUCCCAUAGAUGUUUAUAAGUUGUUUACCAGAAUUAGCAAAAUAAUAAAAUGAACAUAAAAAACUUAUGUGGUGCAUUGACUAAUUAAUUUUUUUAAGACUAGUAUGCAGACUUGGUUAUCACAUUUAUAGUACCAGAAUAUGUGGUUGAGUAAUCAAAUCUUAAUCCCUUAAACUGUAUAUCAAAUGCUUUACAACAGGGGUGUCAAAACUUGCAGGCUGGAUGCGUCACACGGUGGUCAUGCCAAUCCCCGGUUUAGCAAAGGAGGGGGGAAGUUGCCACUUCAUGUGAUGACGUGUCAUCGUGUUUUGACACCUGCUUUACAAGUUAAUAAUUUAUUGAUACCUUAAUCUUGACUUCUUUAGAAGCCAUUAGCCCUAAUCCCAAUAUACAUUCCAAAUAAAAUUACUGAUUGCCUGAUAAAUUUAUGUAUUUUUAAAUACAACUGCAUGUAAAUAGCAUUCAUUUGAUUAUAUUCUGUUUGGGUGAGCAGUAAGGAAUCUUGUCAUGUAAGAUGUAAUUGUCAGAUUAUUUGGUUUCUAAUAUAGUUCAGUGAUUCCAUGCACAUGCUGGAUUAAUAGAAUGGAUUAUUGAAGUUCACCAUAAUAAGUUUUGUUUUAAAAUCAACGGAAUAAUUACAAUUCAUCUCAUUUCUGAGAAUUACUGUAAAAUAUGAUACCACACUGAAAAAGACGGGAGCUCUAAACAUGAAAUCAGUUGAUUGCCUUUCAAUAAACCUAUUUCCUGAUACCUGUUGAGGUUCCCUUCAAUUUUUUUCGUGUUUUGCUGAUUUCUAUUUUGUUCAGUAUUUGUGUUUCUGCUUAUGUUGUUGUCAAAAAAUUAUUAAAUUUUUAUUUAUAUAGUA
Notechis scutatus (mainland tiger snake) is the source of this 2153-nucleotide messenger RNA. RefSeq names its product chromobox 3 (gene CBX3). The record is from RefSeq and is a predicted model, not a curated record. Lineage: Eukaryota; Metazoa; Chordata; Lepidosauria; Squamata; Elapidae. Gene Ontology annotation, cellular component: nucleus.